Salvelinus fontinalis (brook trout) is the source of this 2347-nucleotide messenger RNA. RefSeq names its product doublesex and mab-3 related transcription factor 3a (gene dmrt3a). Gene Ontology annotation, molecular function: protein binding. The coding region runs from base 1 to 1113 and encodes 370 amino acids. NCBI's taxonomy places the organism in Eukaryota, Metazoa, Chordata, Actinopteri, Salmoniformes, Salmonidae. The transcript is spliced from 2 exons. The record is from RefSeq and is a predicted model, not a curated record.
AUGUGUUUCUGUGUUCUCUACCUGAGUGAGGAUACGUCGGGGGACCACUCCGGCGGGGAGAACGGUGGUGGUAGCGGCAGUGAGAAGGACCAGGACCCUGGCUCCUCCCCCGAGGGGUCCAAGCCGUCUUGCUUCACCCCCGAGCCCCCGGACACCCCAAACCAGGCCGAGGAGUGCCGCUACAGCUUCCCACAGCCCCUUCCCAGCCUCCCUCUCCCCCUAGCCUUCCCCAAGACCUGCAGCACCUCUCCAGAGCCCAAGGCAGACAGCCCCAGUAAGGGCUACCCCGGGGUUGGGGCAGGGGGGCUGCCAGUGGACCACAGCCUGGUGAUUGAGGGCCUGUCUGGGUCUGUCUCCCUUCCCUUCAACCUGCGAGCCAACCGGCCACCCCUGGAGGUGCUGAAGAAGAUCUUCCCGUCCCACAAGCCCCCGGUACUGGAGCUGAUCCUGCAGGGGUGUGGAGGGAACCUGGUGGGGGCCGUGGAGGUGCUGCUGUCCAGCCAGGCCCAGGAGGCCAGGGGGGGUCACCCCCACAGUCAGGACCUCCACCCCGACACCCUGGUCCUGCCCUCUAACGGCCACCUCCUCGAUCACCCCCUGGGGUCCUACCACCCUCUGGCCUCCACCGCUAAGUGGUCUGUGGGCUCUGCUUUCAGGGUGCCUGAGUCCCUUCGCUUCUCGUCUGACUCGUCGUCCGGCCCCCUGGCCCUGCACCCCGGGUCUUUCCCCCAUCCCCCCCGCUACCCCUUGAUGCUGAGGAACUCUCUGACACGCGGCGGCCAGGUCGGACCUUUCUGCAACGACGUGACGCUGUGGAACACCAUGACACUGCAGCAGCAGUACCAACUCAGGUCAGCUCAGUACGUCUCUCCUUUCUCCUCCACUGGCGUCUUCCAACGCUCUCCGCUCCUCUCCUCUUCCUCCUCCUCCUCUCCGCUCCUCUCCUCCUCCCGCCCCCAGGAAGAGCACCGUCUCUCCCAGCUGGAGGAGGGCUGCCAACCUGCCCCCAUCCCCCCCACCCCCGGGACCAAACAGACCCUCUUCACCCAUGAGGAGGAGUAUGAGGACCGCGCCGACUCCUCCGACUCACGAAUUCUCAACUCCUCCACCUGAACCUCCUGAACCACCCGAACCUAUGGGUUAUAUCUCUAUACCUGAACCUCCUGAACCACCCGAACCUAUGGGUUAUAUCUCUAUAACUGAACCUCCUGAACCACCCGAACCUAUGGGUUAUAGCUCUAUAACUGAACCUCCUGAACCACCCGAACCUAUGGGUUAUAGCUCUAUAACUGAACCUCCUGAACCACCCGAACCUAUGGGUUAUAGCUCUAUAACUGAACCUCCUGAACCACCCGAACCUAUGGGUUAUAUCUCUAUACCUGAACCAAUGAAACACUGAAUCUAUGGGUUAUAUCUCUAUACCUGAACCAAUGAAACAAUGAACCUAUGGGUUAUAGCUCUAUACCUGAACCAAUGAAACAAUGAACCUAUGGGUUAUAGCUCUAUACCUGAACCAAUGAAACACUGAACCAUGACGCACUGGCUACUUAAGCACCAAAAAUGUAAUUGUGAACAAAUCUUUAAUGUGAAUAAUGCAAGAGUGGUUGUUGUCUUGAACUGCACUUUGUUGCGCAGCCAUCGGCCCCCUACAGGUAAUGUAGCUGAAUGUUAGGGCGUAACAUUAUCUCUCUACAGGUAAUGUAGCUGAAUGUUAGGGCGUAACAUUAUCUCUCUACAGCUAAUGUAGCUGAAUGUUAGGGCAUAACAUUAUCUCUCUACAGCUAAUGUAGCUGAAUGUUAGGGCCUAGCAUUAUCUCUCUACAGGUAAUGUAGCUGAAUGUUAGGGCAUAACAUUAUCUCUCUACAGCUAAUGUAGCUGAAUGUUAGGGCCUAGCAUUAUCUCUCUACAGGUAAUGUAGCUGAAUGUUAGGUCCUAUCAUUAUCUCUCUACAGGUAAUGUAGCUGAAUGUUAGGGCGUAACAUUAUCUCUCUACAGGUAAUGUAGUUGAAUGUUAGGUCAUAAUGUUAUCUCUCUACAGGUAAUGUAGCUGAAUGUUAGGGCCUAACAUUAUCUCUCUACAGGUAAUGUAGCCAAAUGUUAGGUCCUAUCAUUAUCUCUCUACAGUUAAUGUAGCUGAAUGUUAGGGCCUAACAUUAUCUCUCUACAGGUAAUGUAGCCAAAUGUUAGGUUGUAACAUUAUCUCUCUACAGGUAAUGUAGCUGAAUGCUAGAUCGUAACAUUAUCACAUGGAUAUGACCAAAAAUAAUGAAUUUAAAAUAAUGGGAUAGAUCACAUAGAUCACGUGUUUGUGAACGUUCAUCUCUUUCCAGACCGUAUGCAUGUAAU